Molecule: messenger RNA, 4408 nt
Organism: Sarcophilus harrisii (Tasmanian devil)
Lineage: Eukaryota; Metazoa; Chordata; Mammalia; Dasyuromorphia; Dasyuridae
Product: ninein
Exons: 24
Coding region: 315-3791 (1158 amino acids)
Biological process (GO): centrosome-templated microtubule nucleation; centrosome localization; microtubule anchoring at centrosome
Cellular component (GO): centriole; mitotic spindle pole; ciliary transition fiber
Molecular function (GO): calcium ion binding
Source: RefSeq, a predicted model, not a curated record
CACCUCUGAACCGCCUUCUUCCUAUCAAGAGCUUUCAAAUCUUAGUAGCUUCUUCAGCCUUAGUCUUGAUAGAUUAAAGUGAAGUUAAGGUAGUUUAUUGUGGCGCCUGUGCCUUCCGGGAGGAAAAGAACCUGCUGCUUUGCACAGUGCCCAAUUGCUUGUUUACUGCAGAAUCUAGAUUUAACAGAUUCCGACCUUGUGCGGAGCGUUUGACCAAGUCACAUCAAUCUGUUGAAGUGAGCCUCAGCUUGGGCCUCUGUGGGUCAGAAACUCUUGGCAGAGCUGGAAAGUGGGUCAGGACAGUGGGUUAUGGGAUGGAUGAAGCAGAGCAAGAUCAGCAUGAAGCUCGACUCAAGGAGAUGUUUGACAGUUUUGAUGCCACUGGCACUGGGUCUCUGGGCCAGGAGGAGUUGACAGACCUCUGCCAACUGCUGAACUUAGAAGAAGUGACAUCAGCACUACAGCAGACACUGUUUCAGGAUAACCUCUUAGGCAGGGUAUACUUCGACCAGUUUAAAGAAGCACUAAUACUUGUUUUAUCCAGAACUCUGUCCUUUGAAGAGCACUUUGAAAAACCAGGCUGCUUAGCAGAAGUUCAGCCCAAAUACAUAAAAGACGGAAAAUGUUAUGGCCGAAGGUCUUUACCUGAGUUUCAAGAACCUUUGGGGGACUUUGCUGAAGUGAGAGUGCUUGAAUCAUUGAACAAAGAAACUCAAUCUUCACUUGUCGCUGCCAGUGACUUCAAUGAGUAUUACAAGGCUCAGCAUAAUGAAGAAUAUGAGGCAGAAGGCCAGUUAAAAUUUUGGAACCCUGAUGACUUAAAUGCCUCACAGAAGGGAUCUUCUCUUUCUCAAGACUGGAUUGAUGACAAACUACAUGAAAUUUGUGAAGAUCUGGCACUAACUCAAGAUGGCCACUUGACCAAAAAGAAGCUGAUCUCCAUCUGUGAACAGUAUGGCUUGAGAAAUGUUGACAAGGAGAUGUUUGAAAAUAUCUUCCAUGAUCUUAAGCCUGAUGGUACAAUGAGCAUAAAAGAUUUUUUCCAUGGUUUAUUUAAAAAUGGAAAAUCUCUUACAACAUCAGCAUCAACUCCUUACAGACAGUUGAAAAGGCAUCUUUCCAUGCAGUCUUUUGAUGAAAGUGGGAGACGCACCAUGACUUCUACAAUUUCAAGUUCAGUUACCUUCCAAUUAUUCUCCUGCCUUGAUGAUGGAAUGGGGUAUGGUUCUGUGGAGCAAAUACUUGACACCUGGAAUGAAGAGGGCAUUGAGAAUGGCCAGGAGAUCUUACAGAACUUGGAUUUCAGACUUGAUGGAAAUAUCAACUUAAUGGAAUUGACCUUAGCACUAGAAAAUGAGCUUUUAAUUACCAAAAAUAGCAUGCACCAGGCAGCCUUGGCCACUUUCAAGACAGAGAUCAGGCACUUGUUGGAACAAAUUGACCUAGUAGCCAGAGAGAAAGAGAAGUUGCAGUUGGAUCUUGAAAAAGCUGAGAAACUAAAGUCUUUAAUAGCUUCUGAAGUGGAUGAUCACCAUGCUGCCAUAGAACACCAAUAUGAAUACAAGUUCAAGAAACUGGAGGAAUUAUACAGGGAAAAGAUAACAUCCUUCAAAAAUGAUAUCCAAAAGGAGAGAGAACAGCUUCUACAGCAGGUGGGCAAACAGCAUUUGGAACUGGAACAGGAAAUAGAAAAAAUGAAAAUUGAAGAGAGCUACAUUCGAGACCGUCUUAGUUUUUCUUUAAAGGAGAACAGUCGUUUAGAAAGCGAACUACUGGAAAAUACAGAAAAGCUUACAGAAUAUGAGAGUUUAAUCGCCAAACUGCAGAAGAAUUUGGACAAUGUGCUAUCAGAAAAGUUUGGUGACCCAGAUCCCAACAGUGCUGAGUUCUUUUUGCAAGAAGAGAGGCUAAUCCAGAUGAAAAUUGAAUACGAACAGCAGUGCAGAAUGUUACAGGACCAAGUGGAUGAACUCCAGUCUGAACUGGAGGAAUAUCGUUCUCAAGGCAAAGUGUUUAAAGUUCCUUUCAAGAACUCUCUUUCUAAGGAGCUUGAUGUUAGACGUCACAGUAUAGAUCUUGACCAAGGAUUUGGUUCUGAAAAUUGUGAUCCAUCCAACAUGAGCAUUGAAGCAGAACUGAUUAUUGAACAACUGAAAGAACAACAUGACAGGGACAUGAAAUGUUUAACACUGGAACUUAAGGAUAAAAUGAGUCAUUAUGAAAAGCAGCUAGAUGAAACCAAAGCCAACUGUGGAAAAGAGCAAGAAAAUGUGAAACAAAAGUACAAGAAUGAGAUACAUACUUUGGAAAAACAAAUUAGUGCCCUUAAAAGUGAAAUUGCAGAACUGCAGAAACAGACAGUUGUUCUGAAAAAAAAACAACAACAAACAGACUGUAGGUAUAUGAAAGAGAAAAACGAAUUACAAGUGAAAUUUAAUGAAGAAAAGGCUCAUCUCCAGGAGAAGUUGAAACUAGAACAUGAAGAAGCUCUUAAGAAUAGACUACAACAGAUAGAGGAAAGCUUUAACAGAGAGAGGGAGGGUCUCAUUCAAAAUGGUAUAUGGGCUGAAGAGAAGUUGAGAAAUUUAGUUAAAGCAAAGGAAGAAGAGAAAUGCAAACUGGAAGAAUUUUACCAGAAGCAGCUAAAAAGCUUAAUCGAAAAACAUAAUCUUGAGAAAGAAGAGCUACAAAGGAAACUACUAGAAAAGCAUCAAAAUAAACUGCAGGAGGAAAGAGAGGAGGAACUGAAGUCAAUGAUGCAUGACUUACAAAGCACAUGCAGUGAAAUGCAGCACAAAGUUGAUCUGCUGAGACAGGAGUCUGAAAAGUUUCAAGAAAACUCUAUUUUAAGGAAGGAAAUUACCACUUUAAAUAAGGAAGGUAGCAUUUCUUACCUAAAAUUAAGCGAAUUAUGGGGAUCUCAAGACGAAAUAUGGAAAAAAAUAGAAACUAUAAGAAAGGAAAAAAUUGCUAUACAGAAGAUGGUUGAAAACUUUAAAAACCAGAUUUCAGAAUUAAAAGCCAAAAGUCAGCACUUGGAUUUGGAAAAUGCGGAACUUAUCCAACAGAACACCCAAAGUGAAGCAGAUCUUCAGUAUCUUCAACAAUAUUUAGCACAAAUUAUCUGUCAGAAAGAAAAAGAGAUCGGAAACUCUGUAUUGGAAGAAUGGGGAAAAGAAAGUUCAAAGCUAAAAGAAGAGCAAGACAAUUGCAAAGCAAAGAUUCAGAAUUUAGGUGAUUGUCUACAGAAUGCUAACAUUCAGAUGUCCCAAAUGAAGUCAGACCUACAAGUGACCCAGCAGGAAAAGGAAGCCUCCUUAAAACAGGAGAUAUCAUUACAUCAACAAUUACAGAAUGUCAAUGGAAAGGUUAGUCAAAUGAAUAAACUUGAAGAAUUGGAAACAAUUCAGCUGGAAAAUCAAAGCCUGAAAAAUAAUCAAGUAAAAGUACAUGAAGAGAUAAUGAAGGAAAGUCAAAAGCAGCUGAUGAUGGCUAUGGAGGAACGCAUGCUAGAAGUUGAGCAGAAGUUGAAAUUGGUGAAAAGACUUUUUCAGGAAAAAGUGAAUCAACUACAAGAACAACUUUGCAAGAAUACAAAAUCUGAUGCAGUGUUGAAAGAUCUAUUUGUUGAAAAGACUCAUCUAUUAAAAACUUUAGAGAUUACUGAAAAGCAGCAGAAAACAGCAGAAAAGAAAAAUUAUCUUUUGGAAGAGAAGAUUGCAAGCCUUAGUAAUAUCAUCAGGAAUCUAACACCAGCAUCAAUGACUUCUGCACUUCCUCUCAGGUCAUAGAAGAGCCACAAAAUCUACAAGAAUAUAUAUACUACUAAAAUGUAACAUUUCAGUAGAAUAUUUGUCUCUUUUCAUGUCCUGAGUGCUUCUAAAAUGUGACAAAUUAAGAAGAAACAUUCUAAACUGCUAAAAUUUGCUAAAAGCUAAAAGGAAAUCUCAGUAUUCUGUCUGCUUAAUCCUCACAGCUCUAAGAGACAAAUUAAGAAAUUCUGACCAAUUAUCAAUAGGGAGAAAUGAUCAGUUUCUUAAAGGUAAUUAAAAGGUAAAUAAUAAUAAGCUUUGAUCAUAAAGGAAGAAUUGAGAAUCAUAGUUCUUGAAUUAUAUUAUUUAAUUAUAAUACACUAUAGUAGGUUAUUAUAUAAUUUUAUUGUAUAUUACUGUAACUGUCAUUUUCAAUCCUAUUAGAACUAUUUUUUGAAAGUUGUUUCCUAGGAACUAGAUAAAGUCCCUGGCAUAUCAUUCAAAUUAUCAAGAAAGCUCUGAAAUAAUCUUUUAUUUAGGGUAGUAAUCUCAAUUUGAGAAUCACAAGAAACAACUGAGAAUGAAUGUAGUACUAAUGUCUAAAUUAAAUUUGCAGACUCAAAUCAUGGUUAAAGUAAGAUAUUCUAAAAGGAAGG